Molecule: messenger RNA, 2198 nt
Organism: Rhagoletis pomonella (apple maggot)
Lineage: Eukaryota; Metazoa; Arthropoda; Insecta; Diptera; Tephritidae
Exons: 3
Coding region: 406-1863 (485 amino acids)
Source: RefSeq, a predicted model, not a curated record
UAUACAGUGAUUGGAUGAAAAGUGGCUAAUACGUAUUUUUAGUUUUGAAAAUAUUGUUAAAAAUAAACACAAAUAAGUGACGUAACCUUUGCCUGUACAGGGAGCUUUCGGCAGUCGGCAAAUGGUCAUCGUAUAUGCACAUACAUAUGUACAUAUGUGGUUACGUAUAAAUGAAUGCAAGUUUCUUAAGGAGAGAGGGUUUUGAGAUCGUCGCGAACUUUUCACUCGCGUUUCUGGGUCCACAUAAACAUAUGCUUGUUUAUUUUUACAUUGGAUUGUUUAUAAACAAAUGGAAUUCACGUGCAUGACCGUAUCAGCAAACAACAAAUAAAUCCACUACGAAUUUAUGUCAUCAAUCAAUUGAUAUAGUUAACAAAUCCUUGGACACUUGGCUAAUUCUCAGGCAUGUCUAAAAAAUGUAGCGUUCGCUCAUUGAGCGAUAGCGCUUUAGCCGAGUUAGCCAACCAGAUUGUCUCGACGAUCGGUUAUGCCAAGUAUGCACCUGACGUUGUACUCGACAUUAAUAUCGUGAUGGUGGACAUCAAUCAAUAUCUCGAGCAGACCGGCGCUACCUGGAACAUAUACCAAGACCUGCUGCGUGUCAUACUCAGCUCUGAUUACUUGGACGCUAAUAUGCGCUUCACUUGCAUGCAAAUGCUGCUCAACGGCAGCGUCGCAUUCUUGGUAACUGAAGUCUUUCCCUUUUCGUAUUAUGAAAAAAUUCUGCAAGUCAUUGCCGCACAAGGUACUGGUCUGCGUGUGCUCAAUUUGAAAGGAGUUUGGGUGAAGGAGGAGCAUAUGCACUACCUUUUUGAAAUCGUGCGCAAAUGUAAACACCUGACCAAGUUAUUUGUACCUUACAUCGCCAACGAUGAUCUUCUCGAGGUAAUUGGCAAGAACUGUCGGCAACUGCAAGUGUUGGACAUAUCCGGUGAGACAGACAUAACCGAAAUCGGUGUGGAGUUUCUCAGCCACGGGAUGUGCAAUGAAAAGCUAACGGUCGUGGAUAUUGGUAUGCCUGGCGAGGAGAACAUUUGCUACUCAGAUAUUGCCCUUAUAUUGGAACAUUGUCCCAAUGUGGAGACACUCUCCACAUAUUCAUUCGUAGGCGCCUCGCUGAAAUUCGUAUAUGACAACAUUGACGAGGAAUUUCAGUGCAAGCUACGCUACUUACACGAUACUGGCACCGACGAGGAGACGCUUAGUGUGAUUGUAAAAACUUGCCCACACUUGGAAUCACUCUAUUUGGACACACCCAAACCUGGUGCGCUUCCAGUACUCAGUAAUAGAUUUUUGCGAAAGUUGAAAAUCUACAAAUUUUCCUGCGCUGAAGUAAUGGAGGUGCUCGAUAAUAUCGGUCGGAAUCUUAGCCAUCUGACCAUGAUUAAGGGUGUUGGCCACUUGGAAAUAAGUAAAUUAGCGCGCAUUUGUCCGAUGUUGAUUGACUUAGACUGUUACAUGAUGGAUGGGCUCUCAUACACAAAGGACAUCAACCGUUUUGAAUGUUUGGAAGGCUCAGAAAUGCUCAGCAGCCCCAUGUCGAAUGCCUCAUUGAAGAUGCUUAUAUGCAGCUGUAGACAGCUGAAACGUCUGGCGGUGGAUAGUAUUAGCUUCACAGACGAGGAUAUUGUAAACAUAUUUGUGGAGCACGAAUUCAAUGAGCUCGAAGACAUUUGGUUUACAUUGGCCCCAAAUUUGACCGUUCAAUCAAUUGAGAUUCUUAUGGAUCGUUGUCCGGAAUUGCAAUCGGUUGGACAGCUGAGUGGAUGGUCUUUGACACCAGAUGACUUGGCACUGAUACGGGGUCUAUUGAAGAGUGGCAACUCCUGUCUUGUACUUACACCUAACGGUUUUUUCCCCUAAAACCACUAAUUUAUGCUAAAUCUCAUCUUAAUGAUUUAAUGGGAAUCUGCAGUCGCGGAGAAUAAUUGAAUUAGGCGUAGCUUUAAAAGCAAUUUUUAAAAGUAAAUUUUUUUGUAAAAAAUAGUAAUGGAAAUUUUUGUUUAUUUUUCUAACCUAGUACUGUUUAAUACGAGCGCAUAUGGACUGAUAUAUGUGUGUUAAAACUUUUUAAUGUGUUGUUAAAGAACUAUUUAGUGACUUUCCCACUUUUCUGCGACUACAGAUUAACAAUAGGGGUAUUAUCGAAGUCUUGCAAUAACAAGAUACAGCAAAAAAAUGAAGUGAGCGAAAUGAGA